AUGGAUCCACAAAGACGAAAGGAAGCAGGGCCUGUAGCUCCCAGCAGUGUUAAGUCAGCCCGAAAGAGCUUUGCAGUCACCAAUACCUAUGUUAAAAAUGUUACACCACAAAAGGAAAUCGUAACUGUUCAUACUAGCGCGCCUAAUAUCGAACAUCGAUCUUUUCAUAGUGAACAAAAUCAAAUAUACCAAGGAGAAGUAAAUGUACUUUCUAUUAUAGAUACAAAUAAGGACAUAAUGUGCUGUAAAUACACCGAAGACACGAAAGAUAUCGCCACCGGAUUCAUUGAUGGAACAGUCAGGCUGUUCGAUUGCAGUACUGGAAACUGCACGCACACACUCGUAGAUGACGAAUGUCGUGCAUAUCCUGGCCCAGUCACUGCUAUCAAGCACAGACCAGUUAGUAAGGCGCAUCCCAUCACGAACAUGCUAUUGUCAUCUUAUGUAAAUGGAUGUAUAAAAUGUUGGAAAUAUAAAUACGAUCAAUGUAUCUAUACCAUUCGAGAGAAACGACAGACGCUAGGUAUUUGCUACCAUCCACGUUUCACCAAGUUUGUAACAUACGGCGAUGACGCUAAGCUCAAUAUGUAUGACGAAGAAGCUCAGACACAGGAGCGAACAUUUUAUUCUAGUCAGAGGAAAAACAUAAUUGAUGGACACACGUCGAGAAUUUUUGCGUGUUCGUUUAACCCAAAGUCGCACCACGAGCUCGUAUCCGGCGGUUGGGAUGACGCGGUAAUGUGCUGGGACGAUCGGCAGCCGUAUGCAACUAGAUAUUUUCUGGGCGUGCACAUGUGUGGUGAAGGUUUAGACUUUGAUAAGCCGGGGAAGCAGAUACUGACAUGCUCAUGGCAAGAAAAAGACACUAUUCAAAUAUGGGAUUACGGCUCCUGUAAACUUAUAGAAACAAUUGUGCCGGAUGUGCACCAGUCCAAACUGUACUGCGGGAAGUUGGUUCCUCAAACCAAUUUGGCCGUUUGUGGCGGCACAGAUUCUAACGUGUUACGCGUUAUUGAUGUCAACUUAAAAAUGACUGAAUGUUCAAUAAGAAACAAUCCCAGUGCAAUAUACGCAUUCGAUUUUGGUACGAUAAGAAGGAAAAUGGCAAAAAUACCAGAAACUUACAAAAGAAUUAGCGAAAUACAAAGCAUUCCCAGAGUAGCGUUUGUUACAGGAAAGCGACUGCAAAUUGUGGAUUUCGGAUGA
Molecule: messenger RNA, 1206 nt
Organism: Leptosia nina
Lineage: Eukaryota; Metazoa; Arthropoda; Insecta; Lepidoptera; Pieridae
Source: the annotation of a GenBank genome assembly